GGAGUUGAUCUUACGAGUACAUGUGAGCGGAGUUCAGUUCUGGUUGAGUUUUGUAGGAUUUUUAAAAUAUAUUUUUAAAUUAAAAAUUGUAAAUUUCAAAAUAGACGUACAGACUCACCAAGGGUUGGAAAGGCGACAAGCUAUCUAUCUCCAUUCCAAUACUCUCGGAAUUUAAAACAAUAUUGAACUAGUCAUCAUUUUUUUAAAAAAAACAGGUCUACAUGUUUGCAAUUUUUAUUUUAAAAAUAUAUAAAAAAUCAGUUUUGUAGCAUAGAGGUGUUGAAAACAGAAAAGCAGCCAAGCAGGGGAGCCGUAGAAUUGCCAGGGAUAGGCCCAUGACGCAAAUUAAUUAAUAUGUAUUCCAUCGAUUCUCUUUAGUUCCGUUAAUUGUACUAUUUUUAAAUUUUAUUUAAUUUAUUUUUAAUUUUUUAAAAAUAGUAUUAUUAGUUGAACCGGAUAUAUAGACAUUUCCUUCGGAGAGGAGUCGCGAGGACCCAUGAUUUCUGUGAGCCGCCGUAUGUCAGCCUCCGGCGACCCCCUCGACGCCCUCCCGUCGGCAGUCCUCGCCGACGUCCUGGGCCGCGUCGCGGACGCCGGCGACAUCGCCGCGUGCCGCCUUGCCUCUCGCGCGCUCUUCUCCGCGUCCUACCAGUGCCCCCGCGUGCGCCUCUGCGCGGCCGACCGCGCACGCAGCCGCCUCGAGGGCCGGGGCGGCGGCGGGGGCGGGUCCCCCUCGUUCCGCGCGACCGUUGGGAACCUCGCGUCGCUCCUCGGAUCGCACCUCUGGUCCCUGGCGCUCGACGCGGCCGACGGGCAGGGCUCCCCCGAUGACGCGAUGUGGGUGGAAGAGGGUGAGUUCGACGAGGCCGACGACCUGCACCUCACCAGCGGGGAGGCCGUGGCGGCGUGGGCGGCCACCUCCGCUGGCCCCGUCCUCCGGGAGGUGGAGAUCGCUGACUUCUGGCCGCAGGCGUGCUGGAGGAAGGCUGAGGCGCUACCUCUAAUCUCCCACUUCUGUCCCAGUCUUGUCAAAUUGGGCCUUAGAAAAGCAUGGCUUUCUGUUGAUGGGCUCGAGAAAAUGCCAAAUCUUACUCAUCUGACGCUUGAGUUCAUCAGACUAGAUGAUGAGAACCUCGACAAAUUGAAUGAAUGCUUUCCUUGCCUGCAUACUCUUAAUCUUAUAGGAGUCGGAGGGCUCAAGGACCCCAAGGUUCACCUUCCUCAACUAAAGACUUGCCGCUGGGAAGUAUCAAAUAUCCCAGGGUCUUUGGCCGUCCAUGCACCAAACUUGGUUUUUCUAGACUUGAAAUGUGUUCGACCAGAUAGGCUCAUUUUGGAUACUCCAUCCUUGUCUACCAUGAAGCUCACCAUUGAUAAACUCGGUGCAACUGUCCAAGUUGAUGGUCUUGUGAGUUUGAUAAAUGUUCACAUAGAGUCACUGGAUCUAAGUUCCCUCUUUCCAGUAUUCAUAGACAAUCGAGCUAUCAGUACAUUAGAGCUUGAACUACCGGAUUCUGCAAGCCAGUAUGAGCUUCUUCAAGAAGUUAACCACCCAGAUUAUCUUCUGAGAACUCUUGCCAGCAUCAGUGAAGUCAAGUUGGCCCCAAGAUUUUCAAGUGAGCUGAUAAGAUGUCUUGCCCUAUGCAGAGAUAAUCAGUUUAGAAGCUCCCUGAAGAAACUUCUAAUUCAUAUACCACCAUCUGACUGUACUUUUCAGCUGUUACCCUUGUUUCAGAUCUGUGCACCUUUUUGCAAGGUGACUGUCCUUUUCCAUGCUGAUUCAUCUGAUGAUAUCCGCCAAGCUGCGAUGCCAAUUUGGAUUGAAAGUUUUCCAGAGAUCAGAUGGCAGUGGGGUCCUUGGAAGUAAUCCUGCAUAGAUAUGUUACGUGAAGGGUAUCCAGAAUUACAUAACUACACUAUCUGUGAAACUGAUACUUUUGCAACGUAGUAGCCCCUUUUACAGAAGAACUGGGAGCUGGGUUGUUUGCUUGCGGUGUAUUGUGGUGGCUAGAUGGAUGCAUAUAGGCACAUGUUUGGCGUGGUACUAUGCACAAACACAUACGUGAUAAGCAAGUAUGGUUAUUCUCUAUGUUUGGUUUA
Molecule: messenger RNA, 2100 nt
Organism: Phragmites australis (common reed)
Lineage: Eukaryota; Viridiplantae; Streptophyta; Magnoliopsida; Poales; Poaceae
Product: F-box/LRR-repeat protein At4g29420
Exons: 2
Coding region: 497-1867 (456 amino acids)
Source: RefSeq, a predicted model, not a curated record